Messenger RNA from Aegilops tauschii subsp. strangulata, 1856 nucleotides. RefSeq lists its product as uncharacterized. Gene Ontology annotation, molecular function: cysteine-type deubiquitinase activity. Lineage: Eukaryota; Viridiplantae; Streptophyta; Magnoliopsida; Poales; Poaceae. Gene Ontology annotation, biological process: protein deubiquitination. The record is from RefSeq and is a predicted model, not a curated record. Gene Ontology annotation, cellular component: nucleus; cytosol.
AUGUCCGAUGAUCCUGGCUUCCUGAAUGAGCAGCAGGCGCUGUAUAACACCAUCCGUAGGGCCUGCGAGGCCGUCUCCAUCGUCCUUCGAGAUCUAGGUCAGGCGGUCAAGGAAAACAGGGAGAAGACUUCACAAGGUCAAAGUUCAUCUCAGGAUACAAACUUUCUGAACCAUGCUCAAAGAGGUAGUUUUGCAGACGAAGAUAUAAAAAUUCUUCUUAAAUGUGCAAGGCAGUUCAAUCCGAUGCUUGAUUAUGUUGAUACUUCGUGCUGUUCUCGUAAUCUUAUCUGUGGAGAGAGCUAUUACCGUGUGGGUGCUGCGUUAAGUAAUCCUGAGGGGUGGACAUGUUUCGUUAAUUGCAUUCUCCAGUGUGUGGUUCACACUGUUCCUCUGGUGUUGAAGCUUCAAAAAGAUGAUCACACAGAUGCAUGUCCCGGUGCCUCUGGCAAAUUCUGCUGUUACUGCUCCCUAAAAGUCCAUGCUGAUGAAGUUAUCAGUCUCUCUGGGGCUGUUCUUUACCCAAAGAAGUUUGUCGAACACCUGAAAUUAUUUUCAGAAAAUUUCCGGCGGGGAAGGCACCAAGAUGCCCAUGAAUUCCUCCGCUGCUUGCUUGAUAAAUUAGAUGAGGCCUCUGUCCCUCCCAGGUCCCCAUCAUCUGAGAGACCCUCUUCAAUUGUCACACAGGUUUUUGGAGGACAGCUAAAAAGCCAGUUGCAUUGCCCAGAGUGCAACUAUUGCUCAGACAGAUUGGAGCCUUUCCUUGACCUUAACUUGGAGGUUAUCCCGAUGGCCACUGUCAUGGAUGCACUAAAAUCUUUUACCAAGAUUGAGGUGUUUGAAAAUUACGGUUGUGAUGGGUGCAAAUCUCGUGUGAACAUGGAAAAGCAAUUAAAGGUGGAGCAGGCUCCAGAAGUUCUUGUAAUCCAGCUCAAGCGGUUUCAAAAUUUUGGAAGUCAUAUAACUAAGAUUGAAGACUGCAUGAUGUAUCAGGAAGAGCUGGACUUAAACCCAUUCAUGAGCUCCCCGGAUAAUAAACCUCAGAAAUAUGAUUUGUAUGGAGUUGUAGAACACGAGGGUGCUCCAUCAAAUGGUCACUAUGUUUGUUAUAUCCGUUCGUCACGAACUAAUUGGUUUCACUUCAAUGAUUCUAAGGUUAUGAAAAUCAACGAUGCCAUGGCUUUGGAGAGUGAAGCAUACCUUCUAUUCUAUGCGAAGCAAGGUUCAUCCCCGUGGUUCUCUACCUUACUUAAGAGAAAAAACUACGUUUCCGGUGACACUGAGGAGGGUGGUUACAGUACCAGUAGCAGUGAAGAUGACUAUUAUCCUGAAGGCCUGUCUUGGCAUAAUGAUGGCGACAAAACCAGAUCGGCGACGAAAGAAGAAACAGAUCUGCAGCUUAGACAAAUAAUAUCUAUGCAAAAAGAGAAGUGCCGCGAGAGAGAGAUUGAAGAAAAAGCGAAGGCAGAAGGAGACAGCAGCAUCCAAACUACUUGUCCUGAAAGCUUGUCUUGGCGUAAUGAUGACGACAAAACCCGAUCAGCGAGGAAGCGCACGUGGGAGUGGGACAACAACCUCGAAGCGGUGGAAGAGGAAGAGGAAGAGGAGGAAGAAGAAGAUGAUGAUGAUGAUGUUGAAGAAGACCAUACUACUAUGUCUGCUCGGACUAAUUAUCUUGGGUGAAAACCUAGAUUCUGGCCAUGUGCUUGGAUCCGGUGACGGCGGCGCUUGAGUGUCGCUCCUUUUCUAAAGACGUUUCUGUUGAACAACCUCGUCAUUCAUGUGGUGUCAUGACAUGGUUGGUGCGGAUAUGGUCGUUGUUGUAGUUUGCCAAUCGCAUAUCACCUUUUCCUCGCCUA